Molecule: messenger RNA, 1041 nt
Organism: Nerophis lumbriciformis (worm pipefish)
Lineage: Eukaryota; Metazoa; Chordata; Actinopteri; Syngnathiformes; Syngnathidae
Source: RefSeq, a predicted model, not a curated record
AUGACGUACCCCGACGACGGCAUCGGCGCGAAUGCUAGCGGACUCAAUUCGGAGGGCGAUGACGCGUACCGACCGUUCUCGCUGUUCAGCGUGCUCACCCUAACGCUGCUGGCCAUGCUGGCCGUAGCCACCUUCGUGUGGAAUCUUCUGGUGUUGGUGACCAUCCUGCGGGUGCGCACCUUCCACCGGGUGCCGCACAACUUGGUGGCGUCCAUGGCCAUAUCCGACGUAAUGGUGGCGGCGCUAGUCAUGCCGCUGAGUCUGGUGCAUGAGCUCAACGGACGAUUGUGGAAGCUGGGCCGCGUUCUAUGCCAGGUGUGGAUCUCCUUCGACGUGCUGUGCUGCACGGCCAGCAUCUGGAACGUGACGGCCAUCGCUCUGGACCGAUACUGGUCCAUCACACGCCACCUGGAGUACACGCUGAAGACGCGCAAGAAGAUCUCCAAUGUGAUGAUCGCGCUCACCUGGCUGCUGUCGUCCAUCAUCUCGCUCUCGCCGCUCUUCGGCUGGGGCGAGACGUACACCGAGGAGGGUAAGAAGUGCCAGGUGAGCCAGGAGCUGUCCUACACUAUCUUCUCCACCUUCGGCGCCUUCUAUCUGCCACUUUGUGUGGUGCUCUUCGUCUACUGGAAGAUCUACAAGGCGGCCAAAUUCCGGAUCGGAUCCCGCAAGAGCAACACCAUUACGCCCAUGGCAGAGGCAAUAGAUGUGAAAGAGGAAGCGCGGCAGCCCCAGAUGGUGUUCACGGCGCGUCACGCCACCGUUACUUUCCAGACAGAUGGCGACACGUGGCGCGAGCAAAAGGAGAAGAAGGCGGCGCUCAUGGUCGGCAUCCUGAUCGGCGUCUUCGUGCUUUGCUGGAUCCCAUUCUUCAUCACCGAGCUUAUCGGGCCCCUGUGUGCUUGCGACAUCCCGCCCAUCUGGAAGAGCAUCUUCCUGUGGCUCGGCUAUUCCAACUCCUUCUUCAACCCGCUCAUCUACACCGCCUUCAACAAGAACUACAACAACGCCCUAAGGAACCUCUUCUCCAGGCAGCGUUGA